This is a messenger RNA of Chelonus insularis, 3146 nucleotides long. RefSeq names its product TBP-associated factor 3 (gene Taf3). Gene Ontology annotation, molecular function: p53 binding; transcription factor binding; protein heterodimerization activity. Gene Ontology annotation, cellular component: transcription factor TFIID complex. The coding region runs from base 300 to 3062 and encodes 920 amino acids. The transcript is spliced from 11 exons. Lineage: Eukaryota; Metazoa; Arthropoda; Insecta; Hymenoptera; Braconidae. The record is from RefSeq and is a predicted model, not a curated record. Gene Ontology annotation, biological process: positive regulation of transcription by RNA polymerase II.
UGUUGUUGAACAGAAUUGAUAGAUCUAUAGACGUCAGAAGCACGUCUUAUUGUAAAUUUUGAUUUUUUUGGAGUAAAGUAUGUAUUUAUUACUCAGUGAGGGUAAAAUGUCCAAUAAUGAUCUCAUCAAUAACAUAAAAAUAUAAAAACUUUGUUUUUACAAAUAAUUUUCAAUUGAAAACUAUGAAUUAGUUUUCAAAGAUAACACUGAAUUAGAAACAAUAUAUAUCAUAAUUUUCUCUAAAAACAAACAUCAAUGUUUCUAUUACAAUAAAAACUGCAAAAAAUAAGGAUUGAGAAAUGGAAGAGUAUUCACGAGCAAUAUUGAGAGUUGCUGUAGCUCAAAUAUGUCAAACAAUUGGUUGGCAUUCAGUUAACUUAACUCCUUUAGAAUUUAUGAUUGAUUUACUACAAGAAUAUAUUCAGCAUGUUUCUCAUUUUUCACAUCAGUUUUCAGAAACGCUGGGCCGUACAGAGGUUAAUCUUGAUGAUGUUGGAUUUUCUUUUCAAGUGAUGAAUAUUAAUUUAUCAGAAUUGUUAGAAUAUGUUAGAAAUGUUGAGUCUGUUCCAUGUGCGUUGAAAAUACCAAAACUCCCGAUUUUUCGAGAGAAUCAUUUAAAUUUUUUGAAACCUGGUAGUAAUGAAGUUGUGACUAGAGCAGUUCAUAUACCGGAGCAUUUACCCCCUAUGCUCUUUAAAAAUGGAGGUGUACUUGCAAUAGAAAAUAAUCGUUUGAGUCAAAGCGAAUAUUUGGAUCAGUCGCAACUAGAAGAAUCUGAUGAAAAUCCAAUUAAUUCUGUACUUGCUCAGUUACCUACAGAACUGGUUUUUAAGCGGCCACAUGAUCCUUCAAGUGACAGUUAUAAUAUAAAUAAACGGAUUAAAAUGAUUGAUGAUAGUAGACCUUUACGUGAAAUUCAUAGUGUUAUGAUGACUACUUCUGGAUUUCUAUCACCUGCUCGUGAAGGAAAACUUCCAGAAUCACGUACUCCAGUACAAGCUCGCAACACUUCACCACCUGCAGAUUCAGAUGUGAUCAUUUGUGAUUCUAAAAGUGAUAAAAAAAUUAGAAAGAAUGUGAAAAAAAAUAUAGAUGACAAAAAAUUCGACAAAGAAAAUAAAAAGAAAAACCGUGAAAAAGAGUUGAUUAAAUUCGAAAAUGUGUUUGAUAAAAAAGUAAAUAAAAAAUUGGGAGGAUCAAAGGAAUUAAUAAAAUCUGAAACUUUGAAACCUGUUACAUCAGUUACACUUGAUCCUUUCAUGUCUACUAGUUUAUCAACUGCACAAACAUUUAGCAGUAAAGAAGAUCCUGCUACAAAAUUAGUGAAAAACUUAUCUCCUAAAAGAAAAAAUUUACACGUUUUAUCGGAUACAUCUCGAGAAAUAGACAAUAAUGUUGGAAAAUUACCUGUUGAACCAGAUAAGCAGAAAAUAAAUAUCUUAAAAAAAAUUUCAAAACCUAGAGAAGAAAAAUUAAUUGAUCAUCCAGAAAGUAAUAAAAUGAAAAACUCACAUGAAAUUUCUUCAGACUUAUCAAAUAUUGAUGUUGAUAAAAAUAUUCAAGAAAAGCGAUAUGAAGAAGAAAAUGCUAAUACUCCACAAACACCUGAUGUUAAUGUUUUUGGAGAUAUUGAAUUAGUCGAAUUUCAAAGUCCUUCGUCAGAUGUGUAUUUGUUCGACGAUAUAUCUUCACCAGGUACCCCGAGUACACCUAAAACGCCUGAAAUGAGUGUACCGGGAAUUACAGAACAGAAAAAGAAAAGGAAAGAUAGAAAUAAUAAAAAAAAGGAAAAUAUUAAACAUCUUAAUUCUCGUGAAAUUCACAAGAACAAAACAAAUGAUGCUGUCAGUUCAGAAAUGUUGGAACGACCUAAGACACCAGAAGCUGUAGAAAAUAUACUGCAAAAAGAUUCAAGCGCUCCAACAGUAUUACCUUUUCCAUUUUUUUCACCUUUUCCUCCAACGCCUGGUCUUAUUCCACCUCCUAUCAAUCAUCCUAUGUUUCAACGAUUUCCACUUCCGUCAAGUCGAAAUCAUUCUACUUUAUCAUUAAUGAAUCAAAAUCCAUCUCCUUUAUCACCAUUUUUGCCUUCAAAUGAAAGAGCUGAUAAUUUUUCUGGACCAAAAUUAAAAUCUUCUAAUUGUGAACCAUCUAUUUCAACUCAAAACAAGCAAUCAAUUGAUUCUUUUGAAGAAUCAAUCAAAAUGAAUACAGAAAAAAUUAACACAAUGGAUACAAAUGAUUCAUUCUUGCCAAAGAAUAUAGAAUCGCUAGUUGAUCAUAACAAUUUAUUCUUAUCGAAUACAUCAUCGUCAUCUGUAACAUCUGAUAAAAUGAAACUUGACAAAAUUGAAAAGAAAUCGAAGAAACAUAAAAUAGAGAAAAAAGAUAAAUUUAAGAAGAAGAAAGAUAAAAAAGAAAAGCAUAAAGACAAAACUGAAAAAACGAAAGAGAAGAGAGAAAAGUUGGAAAGAAUCAAAGAGAAAAAAGAACGGAAAGACAAAAAGAAAGAAAAAGAUAAGCAGAAUAAAAUGAUUGAAAUUUUACCGAGGAUAACAUUCAAACUCGGAAGUUCUUCAAAAUCGUCUCCACCUGAAAAUCCACCCAUGAAAAAAAUUACAAUAAAACCUCUUCCCAAAAAACUGGAAGAAAUGACUAGAAGAGAAUCCAGUCCAGAGUUAGCCAAAAUAUCUGCCUUAAUUACCAGACCGCCGAAACAAAAAAAUUAUAAAAUCAAAACUGAACAAACGACAAAAAAGAGUGAUGGAAAAGAAGAACGAGAUGUUGCGGACAGAAAUCCAUAUAAUGUAGUUUCGACUGUUGUGGAUCAAAGUGGUCAUCAGGUGUGGAUUUGUCCUGCAUGUGGAAAUCAAGAUGAUGGAUCUCCUAUGAUUGGAUGCGAUGAUUGUGAUGCCUGGUAUCAUUGGGUAUGCGUUGGCAUGCAAGUUCCACCCGCUACUAAUGAAGAUUGGUAUUGCCGUUUAUGCAUUGCAAAAAAGCAAGAACUCCACCACGAUCGAAAAAAACGAAAGCGUCGUAAAAAAGUAAAGGUUACUGAUUGAUUGAAGAAAAAUAAAAGAGUUUAAAAAAAAUUAUUUUUACUGAAGAUGUUUUUUUGUAAUGUCGAAAUAAAUGGUGUAAUCUUA